UUUUGGGAAGGUUCUUUUAACACUUUCUACACACCACCCGGUUACCAAAUGCACUUGACCGGUUACAAACGUCCAUAGAUUUGCUUUCCUUAGUUUGAAGACGGAAAAAUUCACUUUAUAAAUGGCUUACAAGUUCAGACCGAUGGGUGGUCGAGUUGGACCUGCAACUCCAGAAAUGGCAUACUCUCCAGCAGGAUUGCAGCCACCAGUGAAAGUUGAGCCCAGUCAGCUUGUCUGGGAGCAAAAGCCUAAGCCGGUUGCCAUUUACAGAAGUCCGAUGGGAGGAGACGGUGUCUUUGGCAAACUUAACAAAGUUUAUCAGAACCAAAAAGUAUUUCAGAGUCCCAACGGGAUACCAAUCCAUCUGAAGAAAGGUUUCACGGAUAGAUUCAGUUUCGGCCUCAUCAUGGCUUUGACCGUCGGUGGGACCAUCUGGACGUGUGUAUCUCUCUACCAAUACUCGCAACCCAAAAAGUGACCCCCCUAUGAACAGCCACCUCUAGGAAUCUAUUAUAUAAAUACGCCUGUGCAUUUUUAACCUGAUGUGAUUUGUGAAUAUAGAAACAUGAAUGAAUGAAAUCUUAGGGAUUUUGUUGAGUUAUUAUUAGGAGCAACCACAAUGCAUGUGAAAUGGAAACAGCGGAGAGUUCAGCACUGGGAGAGUUGAUGUGACAAGAACAGUAUUACAUUUAAACCAUUAUUCACCAGGUCCACCCAAAGGCAUAGUGAGUGUGUUCGUUUAGCUUCCCUGGGCCGACCCCGGUCUGCCCCUGGUGUGUUCGAAUAGCUUUGACGUCAUUCCAGUGGCUCACCGGGGUCAGCCCUCAGUGCCCUGUUUGUGGAGUGGGUCACUUGGGGGUGACCCGAGGUGCAUGCCGUUACCACGAGAGGGCGAGUGUGAUCGUUGGAUUAGCUAUUGUAAGGGACUCACCUGCACCUGGGUGAGCAUCGCAGGGUCGACCCAGGGAAGCUAAUCGAAUGCAACCAAUGUUAGCCAGAGGGGUGUUUGGGUGUGUGCAAGAAACUUAGAAAGGCAAACAUUUUUGUCUGCUUGUUCGAGCUACAUUAGCAAAUUACAAUUAAACAGUUUCUUAGGUUUGCAAUGACAAGAUACACGUACAUUAUAAAAAAAUAUUUAUUCACAUAGCAAUAAAGAUUUCAGAAAGUAUUAGGCCUCUAUAUGUCAUUCAAACAAUCCUCAGAAAUACUGCUACAAUGAACUAGCAAUUGUAGAGGUCAGUUAAACCAAAGGUUACAAUCGUGUACACACUGAGUAUUGAGUACUUGUGAAUCACAAGUUGUGAGUGGGAUAUCAAGUGAGGGCACUAUUUGCAGUUUGAACAUCAAUUAAAGCCUAUGGAACCUUUCGGUACAGAAAAAAAAAAAAAAAGUUCACAGAUUUACAAAUAAUUUACAGGGUU
Asterias rubens (European starfish) is the source of this 1421-nucleotide messenger RNA. Its product is annotated as cytochrome c oxidase subunit 7A-related protein, mitochondrial-like. The record is from RefSeq and is a predicted model, not a curated record. The coding region runs from base 122 to 478 and encodes 118 amino acids. The transcript has 3 exons. Gene Ontology annotation, biological process: regulation of oxidative phosphorylation; mitochondrial respirasome assembly; mitochondrial electron transport, cytochrome c to oxygen. NCBI's taxonomy places the organism in Eukaryota, Metazoa, Echinodermata, Asteroidea, Forcipulatida, Asteriidae.